AUGGCCAAUAUAGCACAACUGGGGGCAACUGCUAUGCUGGGCAUUUCCGCUUAUAUGUUCCCCAGCCAGAUAGUGAGGCUUCGCUCUCUCAUUAUGUUUGUUGUGGGCCACAUUCUAUAUCACUUUGUUAAGUCCUCCAAAAACCCUGAACUGUUAGGACAAGGUAAACUGAAGCAGAUACUAGAAGAGUGUAGCACGGUGCUGACUGACACCUACUAUCCUACACCGUGGUGUUUAGGUCCACAUCUUCACACUGUAUUCAGGGUUCUCUUUCAACACGUACCCAAACUGAGACUCGAAAGGGAGUACAUAACAACUCCUGAUGGAGGACAGUUUGCCCUAGACUGGCUCAUCAACAAAGGACCGGACGACCUGGACAAACCUAUUGUCUUGGUAGUUCCCGGCAUUACUGGCGGUUCCCAUAACAACUACGUGAGACACCUCAUGCUCAAUGGACAUUCUAACAAGUGCAGAACUUUGGUGUUCAACAACAGGGGCUGUGCUUCCUCCACCCUCCUCACUCCACGAAUGUACUCGGGCAGCAACACCGAGGACUUGAGUCUAGCAGUGCGUACUCUGACUGAGAGAUACGCUAACGCGCCUAUCAUUAUUGUAGCUGUAUCUUUAGGCGGAAUGAUCACCACCCACUACGUCACAUCGAGUGAGGCAUCCAAAUCAAAUGUUAAAGCAGCCUGUAUCGUGUCAUCACCCUGGAACUCAUUCGGAACCUACGAGAGCAUAAACAAGCCGGUCAACCAUAUUUUAUACCAACGCUAUUUACUGGCAAAGCUAAAAACCAUCGUCUCAAAUCACAAACAUUUGUACCAAAACAAACGGCUUCCGUUCAACUACCGUCACAUUAUGAAGGCUGAGACGCUGUGGGAAUGGGAUGACAGGUUCACCUCCAAAAUGUUUGGGUUCAAGGACUGGAAGGAAUAUUAUUCUGACGGGCAUUCCUUUAAAAAGUUGCCAUAUGUUGAGAUUCCCAUGCUAAUUAUAAACGCUGAAGAUGACCCGCUCUCUCCUUUGGAUUGUCAUUUUUUGCUCAACUGUGCCCCAAGUGUGUCCCAAGUGUGCUCAGCUGAAAGUGCCAACCUGCAUCUGCCCAAGUGUGCCCAUGUGUGCCCCAAGUGUGCCCCAAGUGUGCCCCAGUGUGCCCCAAGUGCCAGCCCCAAGUGUGACCCAAGUGUGCCCCAAGUGUGCCCCAAAUGUGCCCAAAAAUUUGAACUGAUAGAUGAGAACAGUAAUACUGUGGGAGCCGGAGUUUUAGGGUUACUUCUAUACAAUAACGGAACAGUGUGCGACGAUGGAUUCAGUGAUAACUCUGCUAAUGCUAUUUGUCGUGCAAUGGGAUACAGUGGUCAAAUUAGCUGGGCUAAUGGUAGACCUGAGUUGGAGUGGAUCAGCACCAAAAAGGAGUACGAAAUUAAACUGGAUGAUGUUAUAUGUUCCCAGAGUGGUGAAUGA
Molecule: messenger RNA, 1467 nt
Organism: Bolinopsis microptera
Lineage: Eukaryota; Metazoa; Ctenophora; Tentaculata; Lobata; Bolinopsidae
Product: protein ABHD1-like
Exons: 11
Coding region: 1-1467 (488 amino acids)
Biological process (GO): medium-chain fatty acid biosynthetic process; medium-chain fatty acid catabolic process
Cellular component (GO): membrane
Molecular function (GO): monoacylglycerol lipase activity; acetylesterase activity
Source: RefSeq, a predicted model, not a curated record